Messenger RNA from Durotheca rogersii, 1524 nucleotides. RefSeq names its product malate dehydrogenase-like protein. The transcript has 3 exons. Gene Ontology annotation, biological process: malate metabolic process; tricarboxylic acid cycle. Gene Ontology annotation, cellular component: cytoplasm; mitochondrion. The record is from RefSeq and is a predicted model, not a curated record. The coding region runs from base 392 to 1420 and encodes 342 amino acids. NCBI's taxonomy places the organism in Eukaryota, Fungi, Ascomycota, Sordariomycetes, Xylariales, Xylariaceae. Gene Ontology annotation, molecular function: L-malate dehydrogenase (NAD+) activity.
UUCCUACCCACCAGGUGCGUCUGUACCUUCCCAUGAACCGAUCGGCGGAAAAACGAUAAUCGCACCUUCCCGUGCCCGCCCGGCUUCGUCCAAUUUGGGUGUUGAGGUAGGUACUACCUGCCGAACCUACCGCACCUGCAUUCCCUGCCUGUGUUCCCUUUUUCGCUUUUUUUUUUUAAUUCUUUAUUUUUAUUUUUAUUUUUAAAUUUUUUUCCUCCUUCGCUUUUUUCUCCCAACUCCUCCAUCCCACCAACAACUCCACCACCCGUCCCUUCGUCCCCUCUCGUCCUUAUUUCUCUCCAGCCUCACACGUACUCUCUCCCCCGCAUACUCUCUCCCACAUAGGUUCCCAAUAAAAGGCAGCAAGGAAAACCUAUACACCAAGUCCAAGAUGGCUGCCGCACGAGCAAUUUUCAACGGCAUGCAGCGCCGCGCAUUCUCAGCCUCGGCGCGAAAUCUCACCAAGGUCACUGUCCUCGGCGCUGCCGGCGGCAUCGGCCAGCCUUUGUCUCUCCUCCUCAAGCUCAACGGCAAGAUCACUGAACUCGCUCUGUACGAUAUCCGCGGCGGUCCCGGUGUCGCUGCCGAUCUCUCCCACAUAAACACCAGGAGCAAGGUAACCGGCUACGAACCAACCCCCGCUGGCCUUGCCAGCGCUUUAGAAGGCGCUGAGAUAGUCCUCAUCCCCGCUGGCGUCCCCCGGAAACCCGGCAUGACUCGCGACGACCUUUUCAACACCAACGCCUCCAUCGUCCGUGACCUGGCCAAGGCCUGCGCCGAGUCCGCUCCGAAAGCCAAGCUCCUCAUCAUCUCCAACCCGGUCAACUCUACCGUGCCCAUCUGCGCCGAGGUCCUCAAGGCCCAUGGCGUCUACGACCCGAAGCGCCUCUUCGGCGUCACCACCCUCGAUGUCGUCCGCGCCAACCGCUUCGUCAGCGAGAUCCAGAACACCGACCCUAAGUUUGAGCACAUCACCGUCGUCGGCGGCCACUCGGGUGUCACCAUCGUGCCCCUCUUCAGCCAGAGCCGCUACCCCGCCCUAAGCUCCAACGAGGCGUUGAUCAACCGCGUCCAGUUCGGCGGCGACGAGGUCGUCAAGGCCAAGGACGGCGCCGGUUCCGCCACGUUAUCGAUGGCCCUUGCUGCCUCCCGCAUGGCAAGUGCGCUGUUGCGCGCUGCCACGGCCAAGGACAAGGAAAAGGUCAUCGAGCCGUCCUUCGUUGACAGCCCGCUCUACAAGGACCGGGGCAUCGACUUUUUCGCCUCCAAGGUCCAGCUCGGCCCUGACGGCGUCAAGGAAAUCCUCCCCGUCGGCCCCAUUGAUGCCAACGAGGAGAAGCUCCUCGAGGCCGCCCUCGUCGAUCUCAAGAAGAACAUCGAGAAGGGCGUCGCCUUCGUCGCCGAGAACCCCCCCCAAUAAAGCACAUAUAUGCGCAACGAAAGGGAAGGGGAGUAGAUGGGUAUGAUAUGGCAACUCGGGAUGACGCGAGUACGCUAUGGAGAAUAGCUAGUAGAAAGGGCGUA